AUGGAGACAAGGGAGAGUGGGGAGUGCUGCGGUAUUCUAUUUCUGGGGACGGUACCGCAGCUCCUGAUAACCUCCCAAGUUCCAAGUGAAGGCAAUCAUAACUUCUCUUCUAUAGAUCCAUAUUUCCCUUCGGAAAGUGAACAUUUUCAGGACACUCAUUCAUGGGAGAAGAGAAAAGAAGCUGCCUUCUCAAUUGAUCCGGUCACAGGCACAAUAAAAGUCAUGCAGCCCCUAGAUCGCGAUCCGCCUCACGGGCGUGCAACGUGGCGCUUGGUGGUGACCGCGUCAGACGGGGAGCUGCAAGCCGACACCGAAGUUGUGGUCAACCUCAAAGACAUUAACGACAACGCACCCGUGUUUCUUACUGCACGUGUCGAGGCUACGGUUAUUGAGAACUCUCCUAGCGGCACGCCUGUAGUCACGAUAACAGCCGAAGACUUCGACGACAAGAACGAAGGGUCCAAUUCUAAGCUGAUUUACUCGUUGCAAAAGAAUGCUGUGGACGAAGAAACUGGCCUGGCAAUUUUCACCGUCAAUGCUUCGACAGGCAGUAUCAGCACAGCCAUGUGUUGUCUGGACAGAGAACGUGCGAGUCAUUACAGCCUAACUGUUGCUGCUACAGAUGGAGGUGGAUUGCAAGGUUCCUGUGAAGUUUUGGUGUUAGUGGCGGAUGAGAACGACGUUCCUCCGCGGUGGGGGCGAGCGGAGUGGACAGUCGAGGUUACCGAGGGCGCGCCCCUCGACCAGGUUUUCGCUACCCUCACUGUUAAGGACCCAGACACCCGCAACAGUUUGGCCUACAGGGUAACUCCGGAUAGUGGGAGGGGCUGGCAGAUGGUGAAAAUAGAAGGGCGAACAGCUGGUGAUGGCGCUGAGCUCAGGAGUCUGGUCCCUCUUGAUUAUGAAAACCCUGACCUAAAGGACGGCUUGAGAUUCCAAGUUCAAGUCACCGAUCAGGGAACGGAUGCAUGGGAGAACAAGUACAGGGUGGGCGAAGCGACCGUCAUAGUGCGCAUAUUAGACGUUAACGACAACGCUCCAUCAUUCGAAAAUGUUCAGCAAAGCGUGCGGAUCAGCGAAGACGCGCCACUUGGAACGGUGGUGGCCAAAGUGCCUGCCUUCGAUCUGGACGAAAACAGGAAUGGCUUGGUUCGCUACAGCCUCGCUGGUAGGAGAGGAUCAAGUCCUCACUUCGGCAUCGACCACACAGGGACCAUCAGGACCAUCGGCCUAGUGGACAGAGAGGCCAUCAGCAAGCACAGCCUAGUGGUUCAUGCCACUGACCACGGAGUGCCGCCACGCCAGUCGUCCGCUACUGUUACUGUUGAAAUCGAUGACGUGAACGACAACGCCCCCAUCUUCACGGGUCCCACGUACGUGAACGUGCACAGAAAAAACAUCGAAGGCUUCACGAGUUUUUUUAAUCUGACCGACCUCGACGACUGGAGUGUUGGCCAUGGACCUCCUUUCUCCGCCCAGCUUGAUCCAAGGGCUCCCAGCUUCAUAAGAAAGGCCGUCAGUGUCGCAUAUAGGAGAG
This is a messenger RNA of Hyalella azteca, 1537 nucleotides long. Its product is annotated as putative neural-cadherin 2. NCBI's taxonomy places the organism in Eukaryota, Metazoa, Arthropoda, Malacostraca, Amphipoda, Hyalellidae. The annotation marks the transcript as partial. Gene Ontology annotation, biological process: homophilic cell-cell adhesion. Gene Ontology annotation, cellular component: catenin complex; plasma membrane. Gene Ontology annotation, molecular function: calcium ion binding; cadherin binding. The record is from RefSeq and is a predicted model, not a curated record. The transcript is spliced from 9 exons.